GAGAAAUCCGUUCUGCAGCUGGGCUCCCUGGACGGCGAGGAGGAUGGGGGGGUGCCACUGCAGGUGCCAAAGGAGAUCUGGCUCUUGGUGGACCACUUGUUCAAGCACGCUUGCCACCAGGAGGACCUGUUCCAGACCCCAGGCAUGCAGGAGGAGCUGGAGCAGAUCAUUGACUGCCUGGACACCAGCAUCCCUGAGACAAUCCCGGGCAGCAACCACUCGGUGGCUGAAGCACUCCUCAUCUUCCUGGAGGCUCUGCCAGAGCCCGUGAUCUGCUACGAGCUGUACCAGCGGUGCCUGGACUGGUCCCAGAACAGCCGCCUGUGC
Merops nubicus (carmine bee-eater) is the source of this 327-nucleotide messenger RNA. RefSeq names its product inositol polyphosphate 5-phosphatase OCRL-1-like. Gene Ontology annotation, biological process: signal transduction. The transcript has 3 exons. The annotation marks the transcript as partial. The record is from RefSeq and is a predicted model, not a curated record. NCBI's taxonomy places the organism in Eukaryota, Metazoa, Chordata, Aves, Coraciiformes, Meropidae.